AUGCCGACUUGCACCUCAACCAGUAUGGCCGCAGCCUCAUUCUCGCAGUCUGCUGAGGCGAUCGACCCGCUUGCAGGCGUCGACUACAUCAUCGUCAUCGACAAUGGAGCACACAACAUUCGUAUCGCGUCAAUACCUUAUCCUUUCUCCCGACAAGCCAUCUCGGCUGCCACUUCUGUUGCCGGCUCAUCUUCCGAUUCGUCCUUCCUAGAUCCAUCCCUCCUGGCGCAAUCGAUCGCGAUCGAUGUUUUCCCCAACGCCAUCGCGCGCACCCGCACACCUCACACCAUCCCCUCCUUGUCCGCCUCGGAAGUUUCCCCAACAGCACCAGCCGCAGGAUCCAAAACAUCCAUCUUCGUUUCCUCCCACAUCCACUCCUUGCUCGACGAUUAUGCCGCCUUACAUCUUCGUCUUCCGCAUCAAAGCGGAAUAGUGGUCGAUUGGGCCGCACAAAAGACGAUCUGGGAUCAUGUGUUGACAAAUCAUUUGGCAAAGCUACCAGGCGGAAUUGCGAAAAGGGGAAAGUUGCUGGCGGGCAAAGCGGUAAUUAUGACCGAAGCGUAUCUCAAUCUGGAACCUGCACAGCAUGCUACCGAUCUGUUGCUCUUCGAACAUUACGGUGCACAAGCUGUAUCGAGAACGAGUGCGGCGGCGUUGAUUGGUUUGGGCACCAAUGUGUUUCGAUCCGAUUUGCCACUUUCGCGCCCCACAAAGGCAGCAAACCUCGAGGCACCAAGCCAAAAAGAAGCAUCCUCUCCAGAGAUUGUCAUGGAACAAGGAGGAGCUUCUUCUACAAAGCGUCCGCUUCGCACUUCUCGAGCUUCCGCGACUACCACCAUCAACACUGCAGAACCCUCGAUAUCCCUCCCCCGCAUCCUGACUAUCCCGCGACCUCAAUCAAUGCUGGUGCUCGACUUGGGAUACUCCUACUGCCACACCAUCCCCAUCAUCAACGGUGUGGUCCAUCAUUCCUCCGUCCGACGUCUCGAGCUCGGCGGGAAAAUGCUCAUCAACCUUCUCAAGGAAACCUUGUCCUUCAAACAGCUCGAUAUGAUGGACGAAUCUUGGCUCAUGUCGCACAUCUUUGCCAAGACCUCCUUUGUCGCAGCCGAAGUGGGUCACAGGGUAUAUGGAGCCGAUGACCGAGUCAAGAGCCAACUUGAGGCGGUGGAGCGCAAGCAUGCAGCGCUGUGGACUUACAACGAUUUGUUGUUGAUGAGCAAAUUCGGCAAAGCCAAAGGGAGCAAGAGCAUUAGUGUCACGUGGAGUCUGCCAGAUUAUGGAGGAGUGGGAGGUAGAACUGAGGUGGAGCAACGUAAUAGAGCUAGGUACGGACUUAUUGUCGACGGUCCGAAUCCGCCCGCCUACGCGGCUUACGCGGCAUCCCAGAAGGACAGGAACGAUGAUGGCUCGCACCUAACCAAGCGGCCCCGAUUCGAAGCACGAUUCGACUGGGAAUCGUCGUUCAUCGCAUCAACCACUGCCACUACUACCACAGCCCGACGUGCUUCGACGCCUUGCACAGACAAAGAAGAAGAUGACCACGACCUUCAAACCCUAACCCUCGCCACCGAGCGGUUCAGCAUCAUCGAAAACCUCUUCAAUCCCGGCUCACUUGGACUUGAUCAGAAACCACUACCGGAACUCAUCCUCGACUCGAUCACUUCUGUUUCCACUUCCGACCUUCCCAGCGCUCGGACCGCAGCAGACAUGAUGUGGAGUAACAUCGUCCUCGCCGGCGGUCUAGCCAAUACGGUUAACAUGAGCAGAAGAUUGAACAACGAGCUGGCAUCACUAGCGCCAGCCGAUGUGCCGUUGAGGAUAUGGCCAGACGAGCAGCGAGAAGUUGAUAAGGCGCUACUGGCGAUACAGGCGGGCGUAGUGAUGGCAUGCGAGAUGAGUGUUAGGCAAGCAUUCAGCCAAGAGACGGUGCAGAAUGGUGUUGCGGGGAGUGCGAAGAAGAAGCCGAGGAAAAGCCGUGCUGAAGCGGCCGUCAAUGCAGCGGCGACGGCGAAUGCGAAUGGUCUGAAGAUCGGUAAGGGAGCCGCAGAAGCAAGGUGGUUGACGUACACUCAGUGGAUCAAUCCAACAGACUCAGCGGGAGGCGGCGGCGCAGACGCGGAUAUUGUCAAGGCUGCCAAUCGGGUCUUUUAUCCGUCAGCAUCACAGGUCGCUGCGAGAGAUGCGGACGGCGCCUAG
This is a messenger RNA of Mycosarcoma maydis (corn smut), 2199 nucleotides long. RefSeq lists its product as uncharacterized. NCBI's taxonomy places the organism in Eukaryota, Fungi, Basidiomycota, Ustilaginomycetes, Ustilaginales. The record is from RefSeq and is a predicted model, not a curated record. The transcript has a single exon. Bases 1 to 2199 code for a protein of 732 amino acids.